Molecule: messenger RNA, 4815 nt
Organism: Plasmodium falciparum 3D7
Lineage: Eukaryota; Apicomplexa; Aconoidasida; Haemosporida; Plasmodiidae
Gene: AP2-O
Product: AP2 domain transcription factor AP2-O
Source: RefSeq, a predicted model, not a curated record
AUGAGUAACCCAUUUAAUUCGUCGGAUUAUAUUAAAGGAGACAAUGAACAUAAAAGUGGAUAUGAAGAAAUGAAAGAAUAUACGAAUGUUAAUAAAAACAUAAAUCUUAAUGAAUGUACAAAAGACCAUAUUAAUAUUAAAGAUAAUGAUGGGAUAAUUAAAAAUGAUAGUAAGGAAUGUAAAGAUUCUCACCAUGAAAGUCAGGACAUGUGUAAUGUUAGUAACAAAUAUAAUAUAUCAGCUAAUCAUAUGGAAAAUAUAAAAGAACAAAAUGAUACACACCAGAUGAAUGAAACAUUAUUACAUAAUAAAAUGUAUAAUGAAGAGGAGAAUAAUAUAUUAAGUAAUAUAACAGAAUAUCGAAAGAAUGAUCAACAUGAGCAGAAAAUAAAUGAUUCGGAUGACGUUUUAAUAAAAGAGAGUAGAAAUAAUUAUCAUAAUAAUAAUGAAAAUAUUCAAAUGAAUAAUAUAAAUGAUGAAGUAAUUAGAGAUGUUUUGGAUGUCUCUAAUUCUGAACAUGAUAAAAUGAACGUGUGUGAUGAAGGAAAGAAAAAUGAAGUAUUGUCUUAUAUUUCAAUGAACAAUGAAAAUUCAGAAAAGGAAAUUAAAAUGGAUAUGUCUAUUAAUUGUAACAAUGCAAAAGGAACAAAUAAAACAAAUAAAACAAAUGAAACAAAUGGAAUAGAUAACAAUAAUGAUGAUAAUAAUGAUAAUAAUAAUGAUGAUAAUAAUGAUAAUAUUAAUAAUAUUUAUAGUAAUAGUUCAUGUUAUGAACUAAAAUAUACUAUGGAAGAAGAUAACGAAAUUAAAAAUAAUUCUAAUUAUGUUAAAGAAAGUGAUAAAAAUGUUGUAGAUACAAAAAUAGACAACAUAAAUUUUGUUAAUAAACAAAGUGAAAUGUGUAAUGAAUCAGAUGUAAAUAACAACAAUAUUAAUGAUAUUAGAAAUAAUUCAAAUGUAUUAGAUGUUGUUAAUAAUAAUGUAUCAUCUAAUAGUCGUAUGUUACCAAAUGUUGAUAUUUCAUCAAACGAUGAAGAAAAACAAAAUUGUGAUAAUUUAAAUAACUAUAUUAUUAAUGAUACCAUAGACAACAAACAAGAACCAUAUAAUAAUAACGAAUCAUCUAUUAUGAUAAACACAGAUAAUUAUAGCAACAAUAAUUCCAUCUUAAACAACGAAAAUGUAUAUGAUACUAUAGAUGAUGAACCCAAACAAAUUUGUAGCGAUAGCGAUACAUAUACAUACAAUAAUAUGAAUAAUAACGAUGUAGAAAAUAUAACAAAUGAUGUAGAAAUGUAUAAAAAUGAUUUUACUAUGAUCAACGAACAUAUUGUGCAGAACGCAAAUUAUGAUAAUGAUAAGGGUGAUCAACUAAAUAUUCAGGAUGAUAAUUUAUGUAUACAAAAUGAACCAACAUCCUUUUCUCAAGAUAACGAAAAUGUGAAUGCUUCAAAUAAAGUUAUCAUUUCUUCUGAGAUGGAACAAAAUGUAAUGAACGAUGAACUGAAGAACGAUCAUGUAAUAAAUAAAGAAACAAAUGAACAUCAAGAUGAAAAUAAUAUGAUAUCACAUCAAAAUGAAAGUGAGCAACAUGAAAUAUGUAAUGAUAUAAAUGAACAUAAUAAUAAUAAUAAUAAAAGUAUAAGGAAUCAAAAUGAUGAAAAUGAUUUCAUGAAUAAAAAUAUUAAUACAACAGAAAAUGAACAAAUCAAACAAGAACGUACAAUAAAUAAAUCAAACGAUAUAAAUGAUACAUGUACAAUUAAUAAAAUUGAAGAACAUAUUGAACAAAAAGGAAGUAAAGACACAGUGAUAUAUGAUGUUGUAAACAACGAAAGGGACACAAAUAAUAAUAAUAUGAAAAAUGGGGAAAAUGAGAAAAAUGAGAAAAAUGAGAAAAAUGAGAAAAAUGAGAAAAAUGAGAAAAAUGAGAAAAAUGAGAAAAAUGAGAAAAAUGAGAAAAAUAUGAAAAAUAUGAAAAAUAUGAAAAAUAUAAAAAAUGAUAUGGAAAAUAUAGUGAAAAAGAUUAGCCAAGAUACUGUUAUUGUUGAUGUUAAUGAUGAACUAUUAGAUCCUAACAUAAAUAAUGAUUUUAUAAAAAAAAAAGUUAGUGAAGAUACGAUUGUCAGUGCAAUUCAGAGUGAAAGGAAAGAGGGGAAGAAAAAUAAAAGAGCAACCCAUAAAAUAAAUGAACAAAAGGUGUUGACACCUACGAAAUAUUUUGUGAAUGACAUGAGUUAUGUAGGAAGUGUAGGUAAGACGAGACAAUCAAGCAAAAUGGUACAAAUGGAUCCAAUGAUGCAAAUGGAUCUAAGGAUACAAAUGGAUCCAAGGAUGCAAAUGGAUCCGAGGAUGCAAAUGGAUCCAAAGGUACAAAUGGAUUCAAUGAACCAAAUGGAUCCAAUGAAUCAAUCGAACCAAAUAAAUCAAAUAAACCAAAUAAGUCAAAUAAACCAAAUAAGUCAAAUAAACCAAAUAAGUCAAAUAAACCAAAUAAAUCAAAUAAACCAAAUAAAUCAAAUAAACCAAUCGAACCAGAUGAAUCAUAUAAAUUAUAUAAACCAAAGUAACCAUAUAAACAAUAUAUAUCACAUUCCUAGUUCUAAUCCUGUUGAGGAUGAAUACAAGUCCAACCUGAUGAACAACCUGAACAGCGAUAAUAUGAAUAGCUACCUUACAAUGAAUGAUUUGAACGGAGAUAUGGAUUGUAAGUAUGCACAAAGUGGAAGGAAAGAUUAUAUGAGGAAUAGCGGUAAGGUGGAAGAACAAAUUAUGAAUAUGAACAAUGAGAAAUAUUUACAAUGGUUUGACACAAUUUACACGGUAUGUGUAAAAUUGGAUGAUUUAUGUUGUAGGUUGAGUGGUACAUUUCCUCAUUCAAUGAAUAUAUGGGAAAGAGAAGGGAAAAUUAAUAUGAAUACAUUAAAAUCAGCAUUUUAUAAAUAUGAAGAUAUGAAAUUGAAUUUAAAUAAUAAUGAUGAAGGGAAUAAUAAGUCUGUUAUGAUGAGUCCGAAUUAUACAGCAAGUAAUAAUGUAGAUUCGUCUAUUGAUGAUCCUUAUAUGAAAUCUAAUUAUAUGUCUCCAAGUAUAAUUAAUAAAAAUGAUGAUAUAAAAAUAAAAAGAAUGAAAAAAUAUAAUAUGAAUCAUAUGGAUGAUAGUAACAUAUCAAUGUAUACUAAAAAUGCUAUUAAUAAACAAAUAAACUUAACAAAUAAUAACAGAAAAAAUUACCGAUCAAAUGAUCCUUAUAUUAACAUUGAAAAUUAUACACCUAUGGAUAAUAAUAUAUCUCAAAUGGAAGAUUAUCUACAAAUUGAUAAUUACACUCCUAAUAUAAUAGAUCCAAAUGUUUGUAAUAAUUUUAUAAAUUGUAAUAAGAAUAACAAAAUAAAUCAAAAUAAAAAUAAUAAAAUCAUGAAUACAAAUUCGGUUCAUGAUUAUGUAAUACCUAAUGAUUUAUAUAAUGUAGAAAACAUAAAUGUCAUGGGAAAUAAUACUACACAUAAUGAAAAGGGAAAAAGGACAAGGAGAAAAUCAUCAGAUAAAAAUAUGAAAGCUCCAAAACUUACUAAAGAAGAAGAAGAAGAAAUGGAACUUUUGAAAUUAUAUAAUAAUAAUAAUAAUAAUAAUGAAAAUAACAUAUCAAAUAUUGCAAGCAUACAAAAUAAUAUCACAAAUAAUUUAAUAACAAACGGAAAAUAUUCUAAUGAUUUAUUUUUUCAUCAAAAUGGAUUUAAUAAUUGUUCUUUAUACAAUGAAGAAAAUAAGAUGAAUUGUUCAGAACAUUUAAAUAUAGUACCAAUUAACCAUAACAAUAAUAAUAUUAUGUGUUCAAACAACCAUAUCAAUAUGCUUGCAAUGAAUAAUAAUGUAAUUAAUUACAAAGAAGAAAAUACUAGUACUACUAAAAAAGGAAAAAAAGGAAAUAGAAAAAUUAAUGCUACAAAAAAUAUAGAAAAAAAAACACCUAAAAAAAAUAGCACAGUAAAUAGAAGUAACAAUAAAGUUAUCAAAAACGAAAGCGAAUUUGAAUACUUAUUAGAAUUAUCCGACAAAGAAGGACCUAAUCUAGAUAAUCCAGAAGAUUUAAAAUGUGAUGUAGCUGGAGUAUACUGGGAUAAGAGAAGUUGGAUAGCAUCAUGGUAUGACAAUGGGAAACGUUAUUAUAAAUCUUUCUCUGCAAAAACACAUGGAUUCUAUAAAUCAAAGUUUUGGGCUAUUAAAGUUAGAUUGUCAAAGGUUAAGGGACAAACCAUUUUUGGAAAAAACAGCAGAAAAAAUAAAAAUAACAAAACAGAUGCGGAUAAUACAAAUGGAAAUAACAACAAUGUGAAUAAUACCAAUGCAGGUAAUAUAAUCACACUGAAUAAUUUAAAUAAUGUCAACAAUUUGAACAAUGUGAACAAUUUGAACAAUGUGAACAAUUUGAACAAUGUGAACAAUUUGAACAAUGUGAACAAUUUGAACAAUGUGAACAAUUUAAACAAUGUGAACAAUUUAAACAAUAUAAAUAAUAAUACAAAUAUUAGUAGCACAAAUAUGACUGGUUCCUCUUUAAAUAGUCCUCUAUUGAACGGAGUACAUAUGAACAACAUCCAUAUGAACAGUAUUAACAGAAAUAAUAUCAAUAUGAAUAAUAUCAAUAUGAACAACAUAAAUAUGAACAACAUAAAUAUGAACAACAUAAAUAUGAAUAAUGUAAAUGACAUGAACAAUGUAAAUAUAAAUAACCCAAAUAUUAUUAAUGAUAAUCAUAUGCCUUAUCAUAAUCCUAUUAUGCCAGUUAAUAAUAACAUCCCCCUUAAUAAUUUAUAA